Molecule: messenger RNA, 1155 nt
Organism: Exserohilum turcica Et28A
Lineage: Eukaryota; Fungi; Ascomycota; Dothideomycetes; Pleosporales; Pleosporaceae
Exons: 5
Coding region: 1-1155 (384 amino acids)
Source: RefSeq, a predicted model, not a curated record
AUGGCUGGAUCACUGGAGGCAAACUCACGCGGCAGGGAGGCUGUAAUAAUAUCGUCCGUCUUCACAUUUCUCGCUCUAAUCAUCGUCAUUCUUCGACUAUAUGCGCGGCUCUACAUUAUUCGAUGCGCAGGAAUCGAGGAUCUGGGCAUCGCUCUGGCCAUGCUCUGCUCAAUAGGACUGACCAUCUGCAUCGGUAUCCAAGCUGGAUUCGGCAUGGGACGACACUUUCGCGAUGUUCCGCCUGAAGACAUGCCAGUAUUCCUGAAGGCGUUCUGGUCCAGUUUGAUGGUUUACUACAUGUCCCUGGGAUUGACCAAAGGAUCCAUGCUUCUCCAGUACCGGCGGAUUUUUCCAACAAAAGCAUUCCAGGUGGCGAAUUGGAGCGUCAUGGCCGUCGUCAUUUGCUACACCAUCUGGACAGUCUUCUCGAGUAUCUUUGCUUGCGUCCCUAUCAGGGCAUUCUGGACCAAAGAGCCGGCGAGAUGCAUCAAUCAAUUCGCCAUGUGGUUCACCAACGCCGGCAUCAACAUCACGACUGAUUUCGCAAUCAUUCUCUUGCCGAUUCCCGUCAUACGCAGCUUGAACCUGGGUAAAAGACAGAAGAUUGGACUCAUCUCUAUUUUUGCAGUCGGAGGCUUUGUAUGUGUAGUGUCGAUUCUGCGCUUGCAAUCUCUCGUGGCCAUUUCCAACUCGACGGAUCAAACCUUCGACAACCCACCUGCGGCAACCUGGAGUUCGGUGGAGACCAAUGUCGGCAUCAUCUGCGCCUGCCUGCCGCUGCUGAGACCCCUCCUCGCCAAAUACCUCCCGAGGGCAUUUACAUCCCGACACCGCAGCCAAUACUCUCGGCACAACUACCCAGCGACAUAUGGAAGCAAAGGAGGCAGCAAGGGAGGGAGCAAAGCGCUGCGCACAAAAGAGAGCUAUGCAUUGAAUGUGACGAAACGCUCGAACGACUCACACGAGGACGGACGAGACAUCCAGGUCGUCACAGACAUACACAUCAAGGUGGAGGGGUCCCAAAGCGAGCCGGCGGAUGCAUGGAGGACACAAUCAUCCCAACAGCACUGGGACGAGAGCUCAUCAAACAAGGACAUCGAAAUCGCCAGCACCUCGGAGAUGCUGGGUGAAGCGCCGUGUCAUCCCACCCGGUAG